This is a messenger RNA of Lagopus muta (rock ptarmigan), 4437 nucleotides long. It is a transcript of the gene CBFA2T3, whose product is annotated as CBFA2/RUNX1 partner transcriptional co-repressor 3. The record is from RefSeq and is a predicted model, not a curated record. The transcript is spliced from 12 exons. NCBI's taxonomy places the organism in Eukaryota, Metazoa, Chordata, Aves, Galliformes, Phasianidae. Gene Ontology annotation, molecular function: transcription corepressor activity. The coding region runs from base 2277 to 4049 and encodes 590 amino acids. Gene Ontology annotation, biological process: DNA-templated transcription; negative regulation of DNA-templated transcription. Gene Ontology annotation, cellular component: nucleus.
AGACCCAAGGGAUGCAAUCGCCCCUUUUGUGUUCAGUGGAUGUUAUUAUUUUGCUCACGGGUUACCGCUGUGGCUUCCUCUGACCUUGGUUUCCCACCCGGGGGUGGUCCCAUACUUCCCCCUAUGUCACACAGAGGGGACAUUGUGCCACAGCUGCUGCUGGGGGUUUCUCGCUUCCCCUCGCACUCUUGCUCUGAGUGUUGGGGCAGAGGGAGCAGCUCCCGCUUCUCCUUUAAUGGGGGGAAGUUUCUGCUCAGCACCAAACGUGCAGUUCUGACUCAGAAAGGGAGUGCCUGGGGGUGCCGCGAUGCUCCACAGGGUGGACAGGGAGCAGAACCCCGGGAUCCCCCGCGUGGGGCAGACCCAGUGCCCAGGGCUGGGGCAUUCCCCAUGCAGCUGCUGGGCAGCUGUGCGCCAUUCUCCUGCUAGAGAAAGCCCUGAGCUGCAGGUGACGUGGAGGAUGUGGGGCUGCAGCUGGCGGGGAUUUUCCUCACAGGCCCCAGAAGCCUCCAGCUCUGACUCAGCGCCCCAGGGUGCUCCCCAGGACCAACCUCUGCCAUGCAACCCCUGCGUGCCUUCAGUACGACCCCCGCCGUGGGGUCCUGAGGAUAUUGAGCCCAGCUGGCCCUAGAGAACAUAAAAGGGGAUGAGGCAAGAUCCUGAAACGGAGCUGCAAAACCCUUCAGCCUCAGCACCGUGCCUCUCAGCCCCCAUGAUCUGCUUGCUCCAUCCCAUCCUGGGGUUGGGGGACAGGGCUGCCCCAGAGCAUCACUGGGAUGUAGGAUGCAGCAUGCAUGCGAAUAUAGGAACGCAUCCCCUGGGUGCUGUGCCCCGUUCAGCCUGGCUGGGUGCUGUCUGGCUGCUCUGUGGUCCUUUGGCCCCGUGCUGGGGCUUCCCCGUGUCCCCAGCAGCACAGAGCCACGUGCGCUGUCCCCUGGGACCCCCAGCAUCUCGCUGUCAGCCCUUCCAGCAGAGAUGCUGAGGAGCACUGUCCCCUCUCAGCCCCCUCCCUGCCUGCACUCCUCUUUCUCUUCCUGUCCCCCCAUGGCUGUGGGUUGGGGGAACGGAGUGGGAGCCCCGGGAGCCAUCUGUGGGAGCCCAGGUGGUCGCCGAGACGCACCAUCUGCUGAGCCACCUUCGGGGACCGUGCUGGCGCUGCUGUAUUUUUAGGACGUGUUUCCUUCCCUCCCACCUGCAGCCUUUCGGUUUUCUAACAAGUUGUUUCUCUUGCUUGUGGCUGCUCUGACGGAGAGCCCCAGCCCCAGGGCAGGGGGUGGGCUGGGGGUGCACCCAAGCAGGGGCCACCCUGUGCACAGGGCAGGCAAGGCACACACUGAGCAAGCACCAGGACACCAGCAGGCAAGGGACGUCUCAUGCCCGUCAUUCCUGUGCAAAGAGCUCAGUGCUUUGCAGGGCUGCAGCCAGAGGGACGAGCCCCUGGGGUUGCAGCAUGCAGUGAUCAGCUGCACGGGGCUGCAGCAUGCUGUGCUGGGUUGCAGCACGCUGUGCAGCUCCCAUCUACAUGCUGCAUGGCUAUGCCGCUCCUGCCGUGCCACAGUGCGCUGUGCAUCAUCCUGCAUCGUGCCAGCCGUGCCGUGCCGUGCAGCUGCCCAUGCCAAGGCUGCAUUUUGCCAGCUGUGCCACACUGUGCCGCGCCGUUCUGACCGUGCUGUGCUUCACUGUCUGUGCCACGCUGCGUCUCAAUGGCAAUGCCAUGCUGCGCCGUGCUGCCCGUGCCGAGCUGCAGCGUGCCCACCCCUCACCCUGAGGAAGUGAAGCCGGCACAAAGGGGAAGUUGUUGGAAAGUCAGACCGGAAUGGCUGAUAGGGAAGGCAGAGCUGGGCUUGGUCGCAGAUGGUUCCUGUUGGGGAAGGACACGGGCGCAGCUGCCCGGCCUCCCCCCACCCGCCGCAUUAUCGCUGCCCGGCAGCUGUUCACCUUCCCCAUCGCCAUGGGAUACGGCGCUGCUGCCGCUGCGGGCCCGGCGCUCACACGAACGGCCGUGGCAGAGGGGCAGGCACCGUACGGGCAGGACGCCCCGCACUGCACCACGCAGCACUGAGCCCUGAGGCACGCAGCCUGCCCGGCGUGGCUCCUGCAGUGACACAGAGCCGUGCAGGAGCGGGCUGGCUGUGCCACGCACUGCUGGCACCGCACUGCUGCGAUGCCCGGGGGCACCUCCAGGCUUGACGGACACCCGUUUGGCAGGACCGGCCCAGGUGCCGCUCACCACCCGCCCUGUCCCCGCAGACCCCGCCGCACCACGGGCUGCCACCAUGCCCGACUCGCCGGCCGACGUCAAGACGCAGCCCAGGUCCACGCCGCCCAACAUGCCGCCGCCGCCGCCCGCCGUCACGCAGGGAGCCACGCGUCACCCCUCCUUCACACCCAGCACCAAUCGAGACGCUGUCCCUCCGACGUUUCUUCCUCGCGGCCGUUUUCAUGGUUGCUUGAAAUGGUCGAUGGUCUGUCUCUUGAUGAACGGCAGCAGCCACUCGCCCACCGCCAUCAAUGGGGCCCCGUCCACCCCCAAUGGGUUCAGCAAUGGGCCGGCCACCUCCUCCAGCGCCUCGCUGUCCACCCACCAGCUCCCACCAGCCUGCGGAGCCCGGCAGCUCAGCAAACUCAAGCGGUUCCUCACCACCCUGCAGCAGUUUGGCAAUGACAUCUCGCCUGAGAUUGGGGAGCGGGUGCGCACCCUCGUCCUGGGGCUCGUGAACUCCACGCUGACCAUCGAGGAGUUUCACGCCAAGCUGCAGGAGGCCACCAACUUCCCACUGCGGCCCUUUGUCAUCCCCUUCCUGAAGGCCAAUCUGCCCCUGCUGCAGCGUGAGCUGCUGCACUGCGCCCGCAUGGCCAAGCAGAGCCCGGCUCAGUACCUGGCGCAGCACGAGCAGCUGCUGCUGGAUGCCAACGCCUCCUCACCCAUCGACUCCUCCGAGCUGCUCCUGGAGGUCAGCGAGAGUGGCAAGAGGAGGACACCAGACAGGACCAAAGAGAACGGUUUGGACCGCGACCCCCUGCACCCCGAGCACCUCAGCAAGCGGCCGUGCACCAUGAGCCCGGCGCAGCGCUACAGCCCCAGCAACGGGCUGAGCCACCCCCCCAACGGGCUGCCCCCCCCCCCCGGCCCCCCGCCCCAGCACUACCGCCUGGAGGACAUGGCCAUGGCGCACCACUAUCGCGACACCUACCGCCACACCGACCCCCGCGAGCGCCCACGGCCCGCUGUGCACGGGGCGCGCCAGGAGGAGGUGAUCGACCACCGGCUCACCGACAGGGAGUGGGCAGAGGAGUGGAAGCACCUCAACAAUCUGCUAAACUGCAUCAUGGACAUGGUGGAGAAGACGCGGCGGUCGCUGACGGUGCUGCGGCGGUGCCAGGAGGCCGACCGUGAGGAGCUCAACCACUGGAUCCGCCGCUACAGCGACGCCGAGGACAUGAAGAAAGGCAGCCCCCCCUCCGCCCGGCCCCACAACAGCUCCUCCAGCUCCGAGGCACCCCAGUUAGAUGCGCACCGGGAUUUUGCACCGCGGCCGCUCUCAGGGUACAUGCCUGAGGAGAUCUGGAGGAAGGCUGAAGAAGCCGUGAAUGAGGUGAAGCGGCAGGCCAUGUCCGAGCUGCAGAAAGCUGUGUCGGAUGCUGAGCGCAAAGCCCACGAGCUGAUCACCACUGAGCGCGCCAAGAUGGAGCGGGCGCUGGCUGAGGCCAAGCGGCAGGCAUCCGAGGAUGCCCUCACAGUCAUCAACCAGCAGGAGGACUCCAGUGAGAGCUGCUGGAACUGCGGGCGCAAAGCGAGCGAAACCUGCAGCGGCUGCAACACCGCCCGCUACUGCGGCUCCUUCUGCCAGCACAAGGAUUGGGAGAAGCACCACCACGUCUGCGGGCAGACUCUGCAAGGGCUGCCGGCCCCCUCCGUCCCCACAGGCGUGGGGCAGCCCGAGGCGGUGCCCCCCAUGGCCAGCAGCCCCAGCGACGCCGGCUCAGCAGGCGCAUCUCGUGCCGGCACACCGGGGACCCCGGCGCCACUGGAGAGCGCAUCGCGCUGAGCGCGGACUGACGCCCAUGGCAGCUCUCUGCUCCCACACUGGGUGACCUCCGAACCGACCUCGAGCUCUCAGAUAAUCCUCACGGAUCCUCAAACUGGGCUUUACGUGGAGUUAAGGCAACUACCCAUCGUUCUCUGUUCUCUCUUCGGUCUUUGUUUUUUGGCUUUUUUUUUUUGGUUGCUUUUUUUUUCCCCCAUCCUUUGGGCUGUUCCUUGCUACCCGGUGGCUUUUGGCAUUUUUUUCUAUCCAUUUUUCUUUUUUUUUUUUUUCCCUUGUUUCUGGAUGAGGAGCUCACUCACAGGAAGAGGAAGAAGAUUUGUUUCUUCAUCUUCAUCUCUUUUUUUUUUUUUUUUGUAAAAAAAAAAAUAAAGAAAAUAAAAACAAACAC